Gaeumannomyces tritici R3-111a-1 is the source of this 743-nucleotide messenger RNA. RefSeq lists its product as hypothetical. Lineage: Eukaryota; Fungi; Ascomycota; Sordariomycetes; Magnaporthales; Magnaporthaceae. The transcript has 2 exons. Bases 321 to 704 code for a protein of 127 amino acids. The record is from RefSeq and is a predicted model, not a curated record.
CUUGCUCGCAAUAAGUGGAAUGGCGCAUGGCGUGGAAAAAGUUUAGGGGGAACCAUUUAAGCCUAAAAAGUGUGCACCAGAAGAAUGAGGCAAUUCACAUGGCAGGUGUUGCUUUUGGCGGGUGCCACCACGCCUCCAUUCUGCCACUGACUACAGAGAUGCACACAUCCUAGAAAGUGCCUUGGGCUCGGGAGGCCUGAACCUCUUUGCCAGAUGCCACCAUCUCACUCCUACGACGACGAACAAUCGUCCUCGCAUCGACCCGUCCAUUCUUAGCCCGCCAUCUUGUACCGAACCAGACACCACAAAGACUGCUCGCCAUGCAUCUGUCGUUGGCCGCAGCGCGCGUAACCAUAGGGAACCUUGUCCCUCCGUCCAACACCGGGAUCCAGUAUGCAUUCAGCUACUACGUCGGCGAGCGAUGCACUAGCGAAUACAUCGGGCAGGAGAACGUCACCUCGCACCGCCUCCAGCGCAUGUGCUACCCGAUCGAGGGUGCUGCUUCGUCAGCGUCGUCCGUCCUGAUCGAGGUCAAGAGCACGGCGCGCACGAGGUACACGUUCGAGACGUACGAGCGCAACUGCGGCGGAUGGGUCUGGGGGAGUCUUGGAUCCCGUGUGUUGGUGUCGCCAAACGAGCAGUACUGCAUGCUCCUGAACGGCACCAAUUCGAUACUGGUCUAUUCGGAUCUGCGCCGUGCCUGAUGUGCGUGACGAAUAAGGCGCCAAGGGAAGGAGGAUGUG